Messenger RNA from Salvia splendens (bonfire salvia), 693 nucleotides. Its product is annotated as transcription repressor OFP15-like. The record is from RefSeq and is a predicted model, not a curated record. Bases 28 to 537 code for a protein of 169 amino acids. Gene Ontology annotation, biological process: negative regulation of DNA-templated transcription. Lineage: Eukaryota; Viridiplantae; Streptophyta; Magnoliopsida; Lamiales; Lamiaceae. The transcript has a single exon.
ACCAAUAUCACUAUCUUUCCCAAUCAAAUGAGCAACAAAAACGCAUCCCCCUUUUCACCCUCACCGUGGCCCUGGCCGGCCUGCGUCAACAACAGCCCUAAAACUCUCUCAUUUCGCGCCAACGACGACGAAUCCGCGGUGAUCGGAGCCCUCCGAUCCGAUCGCCUCUUCUUCGAUCCAGGCGAGACGCGGUCCAUCCUCGAAGACUCGCGCCACGGCGUCAAAAUCACGGCCAUCGAUUCCUACGAUCCGUUCCUCGAUUUCAGAUCGUCAAUGGCGGAGAUGGUGGCGGCGCACGGCCUCAACAGCCUCGACUUCGAGGAGCUGCUCGCUUGUUACCUCAGACUCAACGACAGAUCCAAUCACGGCUACAUCGUCGCCGCCUAUGUCGAUUUGCUCAUCAACCAUCACCAUUGCUCUUCCUCCGCACAUUAUUCCUUCACAUCGCCUCUCUCCUUUUCCUCCUCCUCCUCCACCGGCUAUAGCGAACACCAAAUCGCCGCCGGUUUAUCGGAAUUUUUUCCGAUGAAAAUGUAAUUGUAGAGAGAGAGAUUAGAAAAAUCGGCUACACGUGUAAACAGAUUACACGGCUGCAUUUAAUGUUACACUACACUACUACUAGUAUUCAUUAAAACUUUGAAAUUAAUUUAUUUUAGAUCGUCUGUAUAUUGUACUCCUUAAUGUGUUUUUGAA